Lottia gigantea (owl limpet) is the source of this 4908-nucleotide messenger RNA. RefSeq lists its product as hypothetical. Gene Ontology annotation, biological process: regulation of actin cytoskeleton organization; regulation of GTPase activity. Gene Ontology annotation, cellular component: cytoplasm. Gene Ontology annotation, molecular function: actin filament binding; calmodulin binding; GTPase activator activity. The record is from RefSeq and is a predicted model, not a curated record. The coding region runs from base 37 to 4908 and encodes 1623 amino acids. NCBI's taxonomy places the organism in Eukaryota, Metazoa, Mollusca, Gastropoda, Lottiidae. The transcript has 40 exons.
UCAGCAAUUGAUGAUGAGCGUCUUACAGCAGAUGAAAUGGAUGAACAGAGGAAGUGUAACAUAGCUUAUGAAUAUUUGUGCCAUUUACAAGAAGCUAAAAUAUGGAUUCAAGCAUGUAUAAACGAAGAACUACCUCCCACUACAGAACUGGAGGAGGGUCUUAUGAAUGGUGUCUACCUUGCCAAAUUAGGACAUUUUUUCGCUCCACAAAAAGUCAAAUUAAAGAAAAUAUAUGACAAAGAACAAACAAGAUACAAGGCAACAGGGCUUCAUUUUCGACACACAGACAAUAUAAAUCAUUGGUUUGUUGCUAUGGAAGAAGUUGGUUUACCCAAAAUAUUCUAUCCAGAAACAACAGAUAUAUAUGAUAGAAAGAAUAUGCCCAGAGCUAUAUACUGUAUUCAUGCUUUAAGUUUGUAUUUAUUUAAAUUGGGGCUGGCUCCCCAGAUUCAAGAUUUAUAUGGAAAAAUUAAUUUUACAGAUGAAGAAAUUAGUGCAAUGAGAAAAGAAUUAGAUAAAUAUGGUAUUCAGAUGCCAGCGUUUGGUAAAAUUGGUGGUAUUCUAGCCAAUGAAAUGACUGUAGAUGAUGCAGCUUUACAUGCAGCUAUAAUUGCUAUUAAUGAAGCUAUAGAAAAUGAGAACAGUAAAGAAACUUAUAACGCCCUACAGAAUCCAUCAGCCAUGUUGGUCAACAUCAAUCUGGAGGCAGCUGAUAAUUACCAAACUCUUCUAUUUCAAGCUAAACAUACUAAAGCUGAAAAUGCCAGAAACAAGAGUAUGGAUGCUGAUAGAGUUUUAGAACAAGAUAUUUAUGAUGAAAUUUUAACACAGGCAGAAAUUCAGGGAAAUCUUAACAAAGUCAACACCAGUCGAGCGUUAGAUGAUUUAAAUGAUGCCUUAUUAAAAGGUGAUAGACAAACAAUUUUAGGAGCUUUAAAAUCAUCACAUCUUGGUUUGAAAAACAUUAAUGAUGAAAAUCUCGAUUUUUAUAUUGAAAAAUUACAUCAACUUAGAGAAAAUAAAAAGAAUAAUAAUAAUUUAGAAGAAACAACACUGGAUAAAGAAGAAUUACAACAAGCUAUAGAUCAAGCUAACCUGGAGGCAGAUUCUGAAUAUCAGAAAUGUAUAGCAGUAGAAGCUAUAAACACAGCUCUAGCCAAUGGUGAUAGAGAUUUAUUAUUACGAGCCUUACAGAAUCCUGCCGCUCAAUUACCUCCUGUGUAUGAUUAUGCUGGUAAUUUAUAUUUAGAAGAGUUUCUUAGUAUCAAAAAUGAAAAACAGGGAAAUCUAGAACAUGAAGAGAUAAGUGCUGCUCUCAAUGUUUUGGGAGCUGUAGCUAAUAUUAAUCAAGCAAUAGAUGUUGGUGAUCCUAGUAACACAUAUUCAGCACUACGUUCACCUGAAGCUCAUCUAGCUGAUUUAGAUGAACACAAUAUGGAAAAAUACCAAGCUGCACUGUCCAAUACUAAACAUGAUAAAGCUGGGCUACCAUGUGAUUUAUUAACCCACUAUGAAAUAAGUGAAACAGUGAAAGCUGUACAUCAACAGGUUCAAGAAGAACACGAAAGAAUUAUCGCUAUAGGUGUUAUCAAUGAUGCUAUAGAUAAUGGUGAUACAGAAGAAGUUUAUCAAGCUCUUAUGUUACCAACAGCUAAAUUACACGAUCUUGAUGAUAAACAAAAGGAUCAUUAUUAUUCAUUAUUAGCUAAGGAAAAGGCGAAGAAAGCAGAGAGAACAAAUGAUGAAGGUGCUGUUUUAUGGUUAGAAGAAAUUCAAGAAUGUGUUGAAAAAGCUAAUAAAAAUGCUGCAGAUGGUGUCAGUUUGUCAACUGGUGUUGUAGCUAUAAACAAGGCAGUAGAUGAUAAAGAUACUGAUGAAUUUUCAUCAGCUAUUAAUAAUAAUGCUGUUGGAUUAGUUAAUGUAACACCAGAUUGUAUGGGGCGAUACAAUGAGAAGCUGUAUGAAACUAAACAAGAGAAACUACAAGCAGGUGAUGUUGGUAGUGGGUGGAUUAUGAACAGAUUAAAAGAUGGUACCAAGUUUUUCUAUAAUGCCAACACUGGAGAAUAUGCCUGGAAGAGAAGAGAUGAUAUUAUUAAAGAUCAUAAUUUACUGACUAAAGAUGAAAUACAGGGUGUGGUGAAUGAAAUAACAGAAGAUCAUAAUAGAGAGUUGUUAUUUGAAGCUAAUGAAGACACUAUUAUACAAUCACAAGCUUAUAUUAGAGAAUAUCUAGCUAGAAAACAUUAUAAAGAUAGAGUCAACUAUUUAAAAGACCAAGAGCCAUCCAUUGUUAAAUUACAGGCCUGGUGGAAGAGUAAGAAACAAAAAGAGAAGUUUAAAGAAAGAAUGAACUAUCUUGAAGACAAUACUGAUGCAGCUAUUAAGCUCCAAGCGUACGCAAGAAUGUGGCAGGCAAGAAAGAAAUAUAAAGAUAGAUUGAAAUAUUUUAAAGAUAAUGUAAAUAAGGUAGUGAAAAUUCAAGCUUUCUUCAGAUCAAAUUUAGCUCAACAAGACUAUAAAGCACUUAUGCAAGAUGAAAAUCCCUCCCUAUCUGUUGUGCGUAAAUUUGUACAUUUAUUAGAUGCCAGUGAUAAUGAUUAUGCUGAAGAAUUGGAGUUACAGAAACUACGUCAGCAGGUGGUGGCAGAAAUUAGAUCCAAUCAACAAUUAGAACAAGAUUUAGAUCAGAUGGAUAUUAAAAUAGGUUUAUUAAUAAAGAAUAGAAUCACCUUACAGGAUGUAGUAAUGCACAAUAAGAAAUUAACUAAAAGAGCAGAUCAACCAUUAGACGGACCUAAAGGCUUAAAAGCAUUAAGUCGAGAGAGUCACGAGAAGCUUCACAGCUAUCAGCAUUUAUUUUACCUCCUACAAACCAACCCUAACUAUCUUGCCAAGUUGAUAUUUGAAAUGCCCCAGAUCCGAUCCACCAAAUUUAUGGAAUCUGUGAUUUAUUCCCUGUUUAAUUAUGGUUCCAAUCAAAGAGAAGAAUAUUUGUUAAUUAAAUUAUUUGAAACAGCUUUACGAGAGGAAAUAUUAUCUAAAGUUGAUAAGAUGUCUGAUAUUGUAUCAGGGAAUCCACUAGUUGUUAAAAUGAUUGUGGGAUUUAACAGUGUCCAUAUAGCAUCACCAAGAGCAUCACCAAAAUUCAGGAUAAUUUUUGAUUUAGCAAAUUUUGUUGGGCCAUUUAUUUUCUUGUGUUCAAUUGAAAUAAAUAUGAAACAAAUUUUGUAUUUUUCCAGUGGUUUACCCUAUGAAGUAUCAACAGAACAAGCUCUAAAGCAUCCAGAAGUUGUAGAACAAGUAGAAGAAUCGAUUAAAUGUCUUCAAGAAGUUACGGAUAAAUUCUUAUCAACUGUCCUUAAUUCACUAGAUAAAAUACCGUAUGGUAUGAGGUAUAUGGCUAAGGUCAUGAGACAAACUCUAAUGCAAAAAUUCCCAGAUGCCUUAGAAAAAGAUGUUUUAAAAAUUGUUGGUAAUUUGCUAUAUUACCGCUAUAUUAACAGUGCUAUAGUUGCUCCUGAUGCCUUUGAUAUCAUUACAAUGAGUGCUGAUAAAGGGUUAACUAAUGAUCAGAGAAGAAAUCUUGGAUCUAUUGCCAAGAUUUUACAGUUUGCAGCUUCAAAUAAAGGAUUUGGUGGUGAAAGUGCCUAUCUAUCUAGUAUGAAUGAAUAUAUCAGACAUCUCAUGAAAAAUUCAAGUAAAAAGUAUUGUUUAUCAGCAUGUGAGGUUGAAGAUCCAGAAAGUAAAUUUAAUAUAGAUCAGUAUACAGAUGUUACUAUGAUAUCUAAGCCUGUUAUUUAUAUCUCUGUCUCAGAAAUUGUCGAUACUCAUCAGUUAUUAUUAGAUCAUCAAGACAAGAUCUCACCUGAGCAUGAUGACCCAUUACAUGAACUAUUGGAAGAUUUAGGCGAAGUUCCUGUUAUUGAUGAACUUCUAGGUGAUGAAGCACAAAAUGAAGAUUUACGUCAGGAGUUGGCGAAAACUGAAAUCUCUAUGACUUUGUCUAAUAAAUUUGAUGUACAACAAGAUGAUAGAGCUGAUAUGAAAUCUUUAUUAAUCAGAACUAAAAGAAUGAUAGUGGAUGUAAUUGCUUGUCAACAAGGUGAUGACUUAGUCAAAGUAUUAGAUAUUGAGUCCUCACAGGCACAGGAAGAUAGACAUCAAGCUUUAGUCAAGAAAAGAGAUAUGAUAGAUAGGAAAGCCCAGCAAUCUCAAAAAGACGGCAAAAUACAACGUCAUGAAUCUAUUUUAGGUGAUACUAGGUUACCAUUAGAAACAAUGAAGACAAAAAUACGUAAAAAUCUUCAAACAUUAGAAUUAGCUGGUAUGGUUAGUAAGAAGAAUAAGUAUCAAGAUUUAGUCAAUGCUGUUGUUCAGGAUAUAAGAAACCAAAGACGUUAUAGAAAUAACAGAAAGCAAGAAUUAAUGAGGUUGAAAACCACCAUAAAGAGUUUGAAUGAAAAGAGGACAUUUUUUGAGUCUCAGAUUGAUUACUAUAAUCAAUAUGUUAAAACUUGUUUACAGAAUUUACAACAAACUGGCAAAGUUGGUUUGUUUAAAAAACAAGAUAAAUCUAAUAAAAAGAAAGUACAAGGUUCUAUACACUACAGUGCUGCCAGAUUACACGAGAAAGGUGUCAUAUUAGAAAUAGAAGGAUUACCAACAACACAGUUUAAAAACGUAUUAUUUGACAUAGCUGCAACUGAGAACCCUGGAGUGUUUGAUAUUAAUGCUAAAUUUAUGGGGGUUAGUAUGGAUAAAGUGGAAGUUGUUUUCCAGGAUUUACUCCAGCUACAAUAUGAGGGUGUGGCUGUGAUGAAGAUGUUUAAUAAAGCCAAAGUCAACGUUAAUCUUCUCAUAUUUUUACUCAAUCGUAAAUUCUACGGUAAAACCAUUGCUAAAUAG